This is a messenger RNA of Drosophila guanche, 5480 nucleotides long. Its product is annotated as endoribonuclease Dicer. Gene Ontology annotation, cellular component: cytoplasm; nucleus; RISC complex. Gene Ontology annotation, biological process: pre-miRNA processing; siRNA processing; apoptotic DNA fragmentation. The record is from RefSeq and is a predicted model, not a curated record. Lineage: Eukaryota; Metazoa; Arthropoda; Insecta; Diptera; Drosophilidae. Bases 200 to 5377 code for a protein of 1725 amino acids. The transcript has 8 exons. Gene Ontology annotation, molecular function: ATP binding; ribonuclease III activity; RNA binding.
ACAGCGAGCGGAUAAUAGUGAAGUUACUUGUAAAACAAGUGAUUCCCCAUAGUUCCGGGCUAGUUCCAGUCUGUCAACAGAGACAGAUAACGCGGGUCACUACUGCCACUACUAACCAGAAUCAUUAAAUUUUCUCCGUUUAGCGAGCGGUUGUGCGUGGAUUCAGGAUCAGGCGGGAUCAGGAGCAAAUAGAAGCAUCAUGGCAGACAACACGGCUUAUGUAGAGGAAGAAAUAAAGCCGCGCAGCUAUCAGCUGCGCCUCGUUGAUCAUAUUACCAAGAACAAUGGGAUCAUCUAUUUGCCGACCGGAUCUGGCAAAACAUACGUGGCCAUAAUGGCCCUAAAGCGAUUCUCAAAAGACAUGGACAAAUCAAUCGAGGAGGGCGGAAAGCGUGCUCUUUUUAUGUGCAACACCGUCGAGCUGUCCCGCCAGCAGGCCGUGGCCGUGAAGAAGUAUACAAAUCUCAAAGUAGGAUUCUUCGUGGGAGAACAGGGUGUCGACGAAUGGUCGAAAUCAAAGUGGUGUCACGAAAUAAGCGAAUGCCAAGUUCUGGUGGGCACAGGCCAAGUCAUAUUGAAUAUGUUCACCCAGAAGGUUAUGGAGCUGAGCUCUGUGAGCAUUGUGAUUAUAGACGAGUGCCACCAUGGCACUGGCAGCCACCCCUACCAUGAGUUCAUGCAUUUAUUCUUGCUUGCUGCUAAGGGCACGCCGUUGCCGCGCGUUGUUGGGCUGACAGGUGUCCUCAUCAAAGGCAAGGAAAGUAAUGUUUUUCACAAGCUCAAAGAACUGGAGACGACCUACAGAAGUAACAUCGUCACUGUGUCCGACACGGAGGAGUUCAAGAACGUGAUGCUGCACUCCACACAACCAAAGGAAUUGUUAUUGCCAUAUGCAGUGCAAGGUGGGACGCAUCAAGUCGUCCACACCAUACAUAAAAAAAUUGAAAGAUUUAACGCACUGCUAGACAUAGUGGAAAUUGGCCAACAGCCGAAGCGCUAUUCCAAGGGAAUGAAGCACCUGCUAGAUCCCAAUAAGAAAAAAUAUGUUAAAUCAAAGUUUAACGAUUUUGAGUACCAACUGGCACAUUACGGCGCAUACGCGGCAUCCAUGGCCAUUGUAUCGGUUGCUCUGGAGUUCGAAGUGAAGCUGCACCAGUCGGAAACCAUUUCCCUGAGCAACAUUUACAAGUUGGCCAUCAACCUGUGCAACCGCAUCCGUCACAUACUAGUCGAUAUGCUCCGCAAUAAUCUCGACGAGGAUACGGAUCCGGAUACCGCUAUCCACACAGAGCAGACCAUCAUGAACUAUUCGAUGCCCAAUGUGCAAGUAUUGUUGCAUUACGUAAAACAAACGUUCUCCGGAAAGGAGGCCAAGGAUAUUUGCUGCUUGAUCUUUGUCGAGCGUCGAUAUACGACCAAGUGCAUAUACCAAGUGCUCAAAAAGUUCAUUGAGGUCACACCGGCGCUACGCAAUGUCCUCGUACCGCAGUUUAUGGUGGGCCGCAACUCAAUUUCAGCGGAUUGUGAAAGCCUGUUGCAGCGAAAGUGUCAAAAAUCGGCCAUUGGCCAAUUUAGGGAUGGCGAAGCCAACCUAAUGGUCUGCUCCAGCGUUCUGGAGGAAGGCAUAGAUAUAAAGGCAUGCAAUUACGUGUUGAUCCUGGAUCCGCUGAAGACAUUCAAUAUGUACGUGCAGACGAAGGGUCGGGCACGAUGCAAGGAAGCCCAGUUUGUGGUUUUUUGCUCACAUAUGGAGAAAAUUCAAGUCAACAAGCAGAUUAAUCAAUAUCGCAAGACGCAUGCCGACAUCGGCGAGUAUUUAAAAGAUCGCGUGCUCGAGCGUUCCGAGCCCUUAAUGCACGAUAUAGCCGAUCACUUCCACGAUUCGAUUCAACCAUUCAUAAACGAACACGGUGCCGUGCUGCUGCCCAGCUUGGCCCUGAUGCUUCUCCAUCGCUACUGCCAGAGUUUACCCACGGAUGCCUUUGGUUUCGUGCAGCCCUGGAUGACAUUGCUCACUGAGCAGCAGCUCAAGGAUCUCUUUGGCACAGGGGCCGCAUUGAAAGAAGUUGUCUCCGUCGAGCUUCCGCUCAGCUCGUCCAUUAGGGAAACUAUUCAUGGCGAUCCAAUGUCCUCCGUUAGGGCAGCCAAAAUGUCGGCAGCAUUUAAGACCUGCAUUAAACUGUUCAAUGCGGGGGAGCUCAACGACCACUUCCUACCGGUCUCGCUAAAGGAGCGGGUAGCUGGCAUAGCCGACUUCCACUUUGACCACUGGAAGAAAUACAACGACGAUGUGGUCAAUACGGUGAGCAAGAAAAAAGAAACUGAGGAGAAACAUUCUACCUAUAAGAAGGCUUAUCCGACGGAGUUCUACGAUUGCCGGCCACGGGUGGGCGAAGUCUGUUAUGCCUAUGAGAUAAUUUUGGAGCCGCAGUUCGAGCGGAACGACUACACGGAGCACAUGCACGACAAUCUGCUGACGGGCAGGAACAUGGCGCUGCUGCUAAGGAAGCAGCUGCCGCCUCUCUCCGAGAUGCCGCUGUUCUGCAACCAAGGCCCGUUGCAUGUGCGUGUGAAUGAGCAGCCGCGCGAGCUGGUUAUUUCGACUGCGGAGCAGCUGGAGCAGCUGCAUCAGUUCCAUGCGAUGCUGUUCCGCGACCUGUUGAAGAUCUGGCGCCCCUUCUUUGUGCUGGAUCGUUUUAGCAAAAAAAAUUCGUACUUCGUGGUGCCUUUGGCCGUGGGCUCAGUGGGUCAGAAUGUGGUGGACUGGCCGCUGGUCCGUCAGUUCCAGCGUCUGCCCCUCCCGGUGCCUGUCAGCGUGAAGCAGCGCCAGGAGCAGCCAGCGCCCCGUCCAGAAGACCUUGAGGGCAAAAUUGUGACCCGGUGGUAUGCGAACUUCUCAAGCAAGCGAAUGCUCGUGCACAAGGUGCGCAGAGACCUGACACCGCGCAGCACGAUGGAGAGCAAAAACGGGAGCAUGAGCUAUGGCGAGUUCACCACGUCCAAGUAUGGCAAUCACAUCGGCGGUGUGGUGCACAUGGACCAGUGCCUGAUCGAGGUGCGCGAGCUUACCGAUCAGCUGAACUUCUAUGUCCAGCAGCGGGGCAAAACGUCGGCCCAGAGCAAGGCCAGGGGCAAGAUCAUCCUCAUACCGGAGCUCUGCUUCAACUACGAUUUCCCCGGUGACCUUUGGAUUAAGGCCCUGUUUCUUCCCAGCAUCUUGAACCGCUUCCACUACCUGCUGCACGCUGAGGACUUGCGGAAGCGCUUCAAUACCUUCAUGGGUCUGCAGCGUCUGCCUCAGAAUGGAGUCGACUACAGGCCAAAGCGCUUGGAAAUCGACUGGUCGCUGCGCCGCAAUGUGGAUCCCCACGGCAAUGCCGUGCCCAACGAAGAUGUCGAAGAGCCGCGCUCCAUUCUGGAGCCCAUGGCCACCAAAGGAAUUGAGAUGGGCGUAAAAAACCUGCAUAUAAGCGACUUACAAGAGCCUUGGAAGCACUACCUUGAGCCCGUAGACCUAUCCCGGAACUUCAUGUCCUCCUACAGAGUGGAGGUGAACUAUUACAACCUAUUCGUCACCGGCAAAGUAACGUCCAUCGACAAAAUGGAGCUCGAAGACAAGGAGUACUGGCUGCAGACACAGUUCAAGAUGCCCAAAAGGGGCAUCUAUGAUACGAGGAGCCCGGCAAGGCUACCAGUGGCUCGACCAGCACUGCUGCCGCCAGAAAGCUCGGCGACCAGUCAGCAGUCGGUGAAUGUGUUGCCGAUUCUGCUGAAGAGCGUCUCCGAUGAACACAUCUCUCCGGCCCAUCAGGGGGAGUUCCUGGCGGCCAUCACCACAGCGGGCAGUGCAGAUGUGUAUGACAUGGAGCGACUGGAGCUGUUGGGCGACUCGUUCCUCAAGAUGAGCAGCAGUCUGUACCUGGCCAGCAGGUAUCCCGACUGGAACGAGGGCACGCUCACGCAGGUCAAGUCGAUGCUGGUGUCCAACAAGAAUCUGAUGUACUGCCUCAGGGAUACCGAUAUUCCCAGUCGCAUUAGCUGCAGCCUGUUCGAUCCCAGAAUAUCGUGGCUACCGCCCAGCAUUGGUAUACCCGAAAAUAUCCUGGCAUUGCGCACGGAGCAGCCGAGCCUUGCCAAACUGAUUGGACCCCACAAUCUAUUGGAUCUGCAGCUGGUCGAGGAGGAGAUUCAGUCGGGUCGUUGCAGCGAGUCCACCUAUCGUCGCUUCGAGCAGAGCUGCAAAGGCAAUCAGCACGACCAUUAUGCCGGGCAAGACUUCUCCUCCGACGUGAAUUACUGCUUUGAAGAGGCCACUAUACCGAACAAGGUCGUGGCCGACACCCUGGAGGCCCUGCUGGGGGUCAUUGUGAGGAACUAUGGACUACAGCAUGGCUUCCGCAUGCUCGAAUACUUUGGCAUUUGCAAACCAGACGAGGGUAAGCCACUCACACAGCUGCUCGAUCUUGAGCUGAAGAGCGCCAAGAUGAGAGCAAACGUCAGCACUGCCCAUAUUGAUGGCUUCCUGAUCAACCACUCCUAUCUGGAGCAGAACAUAGGCUACACAUUCCGGGAUCGCGGCUACCUCUUGCAGGCCCUGACCCAUCCGUCGUUUCCCACCAACCGCCUGAGUGGCUGCUACCAGGAGCUGGAGUUCAUUGGCGAUGCCAUACUCGACUUUCUCAUCUCUGCAUACAUUUUCGAAAAUAAUACCAAGCUGCGUCCCGGCCAGCUCACGGAUCUGCGCUCGGCCUUGGUCAACAACACAACACUGGGCUGCAUCUGCGUGCGCCACAAGAUUAAUUUCUUCAUUCUGGCCGAGAACACGCUCCUCUCCGAGACCAUCAGCAAGUUUGUGAAUUUCCAGGAGAGCCAGGGACACCGAGUCACCAACCAUGUCCGCUUUCUGAUGGAGGAGCGAGAUGUGCAGCCUGAUAUUCUGGAUGUAGAUGAUGAAGUGGAUCAGGCCAUGGAAAAUUUAUCGGGAGACGGUCCACGCAUCGGGGCUUUCAACUUGGCGCAGAACGUAGAUGUGCCCAAGGCUUUGGGCGAUGUCCUGGAGGCCCUCAUUGCGGCCGUGUACUUGGAUUGCCACGAUCUGCAGACAACCUGGCAGGUGAUCUACAACAUGUUUGAGCCCGAGCUAAAGGAGUUCUCCCGCAAUAUACCUAUCAGCCCGAUUCGUCAGCUGGAGGAGCACAAGCGGGCCCAUCCCGUUUAUGGUCCGCCCAUGGUUGACCAGGACGUGGUGAUGAUGUACUGCCAGUUCACGUGCCUGGACAAGACCCUUCGCGUCACUGGUGUCGGCACCAACAAGGAGCAAGCCAAAUUAGCUGCUGCCAAGAGCGCUCUUCAGAAAUUGGCUAAAUAUGAUCCAUAGCCCAUUGCCUGUGAUACCAGAAAGGCUUAGCCUUUACUUUGUCACUUAAUUUGCUAGUAAGAUUUUAUUGAACAAAGAGCGCAUUUCUCACCAUUAACUUUAA